CUUCCCUGGGAAAAUAUCCCAUCGUCUAGUCCCACCAGUCUUCCUUUUUUUUGCCUCCAUCUCCUCCGGCGAUGGCCGCCGGUCUCCUGCUGGUCGUCGCCGCCGCGGCCCCGCAUCGCCGGAAAUGCCGCCCGCGCCUGCUCCUCUGCGGCUCGGCUCCGAGGCCCUACCACAGCUGCCGCGUCUCCCUGCGACCGUGGCCGUGCGCGGCCAGGUUCGCCGCGUCAGCCUCCGGCGGUGGCGGGGGCGGGUCGGAGGCGCCGUCGGAGGGAGAGGUAGGCGGAUGCGGCGCGGAGCGGACCGUCGAGGAGCUACAGAGACACGCCUCCGACGCCGACGAGUCAGAGAAGGUGGAGACUAGACUUAUCUCCUAGACUUGAGAUAAGGACAUGCAGGGAGACCAGACUAGCAGUGAAGUCAGGGGCACAGCUGCGUGCAUUGUCGUGGAGAGGAAUGCGCUGGCUUCAUUCAACGCCAGCAUCAUUGACGAUCCUGGUGGGAGGUUACGCUCAUGGCAAGGAUAAAACUGCUGCAGCUAGGCCGGUGUGAGCUGCAGCAAGAAGACCGGCCAUGUCGCCAAGCUGGACCUUGGUAGUUACUCCCUCAAAGGCGAGAUCAGUCCAUCUUUGGCCGGUUUGACCAGAUUGAUGCACCUCAACCUAAGCCAUGGGGAUUUUCGUGCCGUGCCCAUCCCAGAAUUCAUAGGCUCUUUCAAGAUGUUGAGGUAUCUUGAUCUGUCGCAUGCCGGUUACGGCGGAACAACUCCUCCUCAACUCGGUAAUUUGUCCAGACUCAGCUAUCUUCAUCUGGGCUCAUUCAGAGUUCCUGGGAUCAGUCUGGAUAAUUCCAUGUACAUGCACAGUCACACUGACACAGUGACACUACAGAACCAAAUUAGGAUGAAGACAGGGGAUUGGAUCGAACCAAGCUGCACACUACUUCUGAAAAAUUCUUAUUAUGACAACCAUGGCCACAUUACAUUGUUCCAGAAAUGGCCACUUACAGAAGGUGGGGAAGGAAGCUUAUCAUAUUUCAAAUUUGGGGGUGUGCUUGCAGGUGGCGAAGGAACAGGCUGAACAGAGGGCGACGACGAAGCAGAUGUUCGAUUUGGGCAAAGGGCGUACUGGAAAGUGGUGUAUAGCCACUCCAUAUAAUUCUUGGAGGCGGCACUCUUCCUCGCGAUUUGUGGUAGAAUUUUGAGAAUUGUGGGUCUCCUCGGCACCAUCAGUCUAACCAGUUAUUUUAAUUUGAACCGAUGAGUCCGCUGGCUGGUCAGCACAAACUGCAAGCAGACAAGACAGGUAUACGAGACCAGACUUGAGAUAAGGACAUGCAGGGAGACCAGACAAGGAGAGAAGACAAAUCUUGAUCUGCAAUACAAUGGGAGGAUAUACGAUGCUUGAGAUGCCAUGGGAGGUCUGUAUUACCUGGCCAGCUUAGUUUAGCUUCACAGUUUACUCCACAGCCAUGGGAGGUCAUACCAUGCUCAGAUUGCUCACGGGGUUGGCCCUAUGGUGCCUCGUGAUCAACUUCACCAGGGGCAAAGCUGCGUGCAUCGGCGUGGAGAGGGAUGCACUGGCUGCCUUCAACGCCAGCAUCACUGAUGCUGGUGGGAGGUUACGCUCAUGGCAAGGAGAAAACUGCUGCAACUGGGGCGGUGUGAGCUGCAGCAAGAAGACCGGCCAUGUCGUCAAGCUGGACCUUGGUGGUUACUCCCUCAAAGGCGAGAUCAGUCCAUCUUUGGCUGCUUUGACCAGAUUGGUGCACCUCAACCUGAGCCAUGGUGACUUUGGUGCGGUGCCCAUCCCGGAAUUCAUAGGCUCCUUCAAGAUGUUGAGGUAUCUUGAUCUGUCGCAUGCCAGUUUUGGCGGAAUAGCUCCUCCUCAACUCGGUAAUUUGUCGAGACUCGUCUAUCUUGAUCUGGGUUCGUUUGGAGGUCCUGGGAUCACUGUCAAUAACUUCCGUUGGGUUUCCAAGCUGACAUCCCUGAGGUAUCUCGACCUCAGUUGGUUGUAUCUUGCCGCUUCUGUGGAUUGGCUGCAGGCAGUGAACAUGCUACCAUCACUCCAAGUGCUUCGCCUGAAUGAUGCUAGUCUUCCUGCCACCGACCUCACUUCUCUUUCUCAAGUCAACUUCACUUCCCUUACGCUGCUUAAUCUGAAGAAUAACGAUCUGAAUUCCUCCAUGCCGAAUUGGAUUGACAAGCUAUCUGCCCUCUCAGAGUUGGACAUGACUAGUUGUGGGCUUUCGGGCAUGAUUCCUGAUGACCUUGGCAAACUGACUUCACUUAUGUUCAUAGGGCUUGGGGACAACAAGUUGACUGGAGCAAUACCAACAUCAGCUAGUAGGUUGUGCAACUUGGUUCAAAUCAGUUUGUCCGGGAACAUCUUGUCAGGAGAUAUUGCAGAAGCAGCCAAGAGCCUGUUUCCCUGUAUGAAGCGGUUGCAGAUCCUUGAACUUUCUGGUAACAAGUUAACCGGAAACCUAUCUGGUUGGCUUGAGGUCAUGUCAGGUUUAAGAAUCCUUGAUCUCAGUGCGAACUCACUGUCUGGAGUUGUGCCACAUGGUAUUGGUAACCUAUCAAACCUGACAUACUUGGAUAUUUCCUUCAAUAGAUUUAAAGGCACACUAUCGGAACUCCACUUUGCCAAUUUGUCAAGAUUGGAUACUUUAGAUCUAGCAUCAAAUUCAUUCGAGAUUGUAGUCAAACAAAGCUGGAUGCCACCUUUUCAGCUCAUAAAUCUCGGACUGCAUGACUGCCUUGUAGGACCAGAGUUUCCAACUUGGCUGCAAUCACAAACUAUAAUCGAGAUGACCGAUCUAGGCAGUGCAGGCAUCAGGGGUCCAUUACCUGACUGGAUCUGGAACUUCUCUUUGUCAAUGACUAGCUUAAAUGUCUCAACAAACAACAUAACUGGUAUGUUGCCUGCAAGCUUGGAGCAAUUGACAAUGCUAACAACUCUAAGCAUGAGGAAUAAUAAGCUUCAAGGUAACAUUCCAGAUUUGCCGCUUAGCAUCCGAGUGUUGGACCUAUCCUGCAACAACUUAUCAGGACCAUUGCCACAUAGCUUUCGAGACAAAGAAUUGCAUUACCUAUCACUGUCAAAAAAUUCCAUUAGUGGAGUAAUCCCAACAGAUUUAUGCAACAUGAUAUCAUUGGAACUGAUUGACCUAUCUGAUAACAACCUUUCAGGAGAGCUUCCCAAUUGUUGGCAAAAGAAAUCGGAGCUGUAUGCCGUAGACUUUUCAAGCAAUAACUUGUGGGGAGAAAUACCAUCUACCAUGGGUUCUCUAAAUUCCCUCAUGUCACUGCAUCUUAGCAAGAACAGGUUGUCAGGAGUAUUGCCCACCUCAUUGCAGUCAUGUCAAAUGUUGAUGUUCCUUGAUCUUGCAGAAAAUAAUUUGUCAGGAAACAUACCAAAAUGGAUAGGUGACAGCCUAAAAUCUCUGAUACUUGUGAGGUUGGGGUCCAAUCAGUUUUCUGGUGGAAUACCUGAAGAACUGUCCCAACUUCCUGCUCUGCAUUAUUUGGAUCUUUCGAACAACAAACUAUCUGGCCCUGUACCACAUUUUUGGGGAAAUUUAACAGCCUUGCACCUGGUCAAUCAAGACCAAGACAGAAGAACAUCGCCUUUCCUUCAGUACAAGGUUUAUGGUCUUGGGGGUGCUUACUUUUUCGUAUACACAGAUACCUUGGAGGUAAUGACGAAAGGUCAUAAUUUUCUUUAUGAGGAAGAAAUGUACGUGAUGAAGGGCAUUGACCUCUCAGCAAACCUAUUAAGUGGUGAGAUUCCAAACGAAAUAGGAUUUUUAUCUUCACUGAUUAACUUGAAUCUGUCAAGGAACCACAUUGGAGGAAGUAUCCCUGCUGAACUUGGGAAUUUGGUGGAUUUAGAGUCACUCGAUCUCUCAUGGAAUGAUCUAUCGGGUCCAAUUCCUGACAGCUUUGCGUCGCUAACUUCUUUGGGCUUCCUGAAUUUGUCCUACAAUGAUCUCUCAGGGGAGAUACCGUCAGGAAAUCAAUUGCAAACUUUCGAUUUGGACUCGUUCUUGGGAAACCAAAAUCUAUGCGGGCCUCCACUUGACAGAAUCUGUGUGCCAGAGAGUAACAAACACCGGCACCGUAAACUUCAACUCAGAUUUGGCACGCUGACUUGUCUAUUUACUCUGCUCGGGUUUGCAUUUGGAAUCUCCAUGGUUUUCACAACCUUCAUAUGCAGCGUGGUCGCGAGGAAGGCUUACUUUCGGUUCACCGACAGGGUACUCAGCAAGCUGUGCACUGCUAUUAAGAUGAAGGUUAGCAUCAACAGGAUGAUCCCAGCAGGAAGAGGCCCCUCCAUGGCAACACAGAGUCAGGACUCCAUCACUUGCUACGAUCUGGAACACUCUUCAACUGCUAUUGUGUAAAGCGCCUUAGCUUGUAAUAUGAAUGGACAGUCUGAACUACUCAUAUGCUAUUUUCUUGUAAGAAUAAUAACCAGCUGAAUUCUCUCUCUUGCCCCGCUGGAUAUUAUUGUACGACCCACUUGAAACUCAUUUUAUAAUUCAUACGUACACAUGAAGCAUGUAUAAUUUUUCAAGUGUGUUUGGCUUUGGUUUGACUCAGUUUACUAGGAUAUAUGCGUUCUUCGUAUUCCUGUGAACCAAACAUGUACGUAAAGUUUACAAAAGUUCUGGCUUUUAUCUUGUAAAUUCUCUGUUUUGCACAUGCACAUCUAUAUCAUAUUCUUGUGCCCGUCCUUCCUAUAUAUGCUUUCAGAAUCCCGCGUAGCAAAGUCGCCCUAAUGCUUGGAAGCAGAAACAAAUUCUCAUUGUAACUGCAACCACUUUGUUUGAUGAAGUUUAACUAAUUCUGAAACUAUCAGGAAGUUGGUGGCACCUUUAAAUCGCCUUCUCCCGCGUGUUGUGCUGAAGAACAUGCGAUUGACUGUUUAUCUGUUUAUUCACCAAUGUGCCAAAGUGGCUCGGUCAAGCUAAAAAAAUCCAUCCAUUGGGACCGGCCAGAGCAUAGACGUGUAAGUUUCUGCACGUAGUUUCUAUGUUUUUUUAAGGGAAAUACUGUAAAGCUUCUACGUGGUUAAUGCUGCUGGUUCAGUGUGGACCUGCGACUCACGGCCGGAGAGGUGAAUCCGGCGCAUGCUAGCCGUUGGAUACGUAGCAUUGACAAUUGAUGAACGGUAGAUGCCAACCUAAUGUGGGAAAUCAACGGCUCCGAGCACCUCAAAAGUGUUUUGGCGGGAAGCUGGGAGGGAAGUGGUAAUUCCAAAUCCAAAACUGCUACACUAUGGUAGUAGAGGUUCAUGUGUAUGUCCUUUCCUACACUUUCAGAAUCCUGUGUAUCCAAGAGGCCCUUAUGAUUAGAAACAGCUUCAAUGAUGCCCAACUAGUUUGAAGUUAAUCAUCCCUGGAAUGUACGGUGUUGCCCGUUCCCAGCCGCAGGAGCUCUGAUUUCAACCAUGUGACACAUAUGGUAAGCAAUCCAAACUACUCAAAAAAAAAUGGAGCUCUGAUUUCAGUGCUGUCAUUCAGAUUCAGAGAUGUAGGAAGAACAACUGAUGGUAAGUUCCUGAGCAGAAACACAAAUCUUUGAUUCAUUUUACAUGUUUGAGCAGCCCUCAAAAUGAUAAAGAAGUCCGUCGUACCUUUAACUCACCUUCACCCGCCAUGCUAAAGAACAUACUCAACCAACUUCAUCCACGUUUGAUUGUACCGCCUAAGCAAAGCUUGAUCACGUCAGCUGCAGCAGCAAGACAUGUCUACCCAACGCCAAAGAUAACGAAUUUCUACUUCUACUCAAGGGCCUCACACGCCCCCGCCAACAGCAAAACGUAGAGGAGAGCUGCGCCAACGGGGGAGCGUUUUGAUUUUCAAUCUGAGAUUUCUUCGCCACAGGCCGAGAUGGCCGAAUUUCGGCCAUUUAAAAAAACUUCUGCCAAAGUUUGACUGAAAUUUGACCGAUUUUGGCCGAAGAUAGAUUUCGCCCAGGCCGAGAUGGCUGAAAUCCUUUCUUUCGGCCGAAAAUCAAAAUACCGCCGUGACCGGUAGGAGGGGCCGCAACAGUUGGAGGGAGGUGUCUUGGCCUUCUUUCCAUUCAUCUGAUCAACACAUAUAUAUACACCGGGCUGGCUCACGCACGCCCUAACCCAGCCUCCACUCGGGCCACUAAACCCACUAACCAUCUGAAAAACAAACUAUGCACAUACAUGAAUCAAGAUUAAGUCUAACAUGCUUAGCAGCGUCGCCUGCACAUUACAACCCAUGAGGAUGAACUCGUUUGCCGACGAGUGUAGCAUGUAUGGGUAUGGGCGUAUGACACCCCACCACCGAGACCAAGGCUCCAGCUCCACUGGCC
Molecule: messenger RNA, 6352 nt
Organism: Triticum aestivum (bread wheat)
Lineage: Eukaryota; Viridiplantae; Streptophyta; Magnoliopsida; Poales; Poaceae
Product: receptor-like protein EIX1
Exons: 3
Coding region: 1468-4407 (979 amino acids)
Molecular function (GO): protein binding
Source: RefSeq, a predicted model, not a curated record